This is a messenger RNA of Bombyx mori (domestic silkworm), 1127 nucleotides long. It is a transcript of the gene Rcd-1, whose product is annotated as cell differentiation protein RCD1 homolog. NCBI's taxonomy places the organism in Eukaryota, Metazoa, Arthropoda, Insecta, Lepidoptera, Bombycidae. Gene Ontology annotation, cellular component: CCR4-NOT core complex; P-body; CCR4-NOT complex. The record is from RefSeq and is marked provisional. Gene Ontology annotation, biological process: negative regulation of translation; mRNA catabolic process.
CUCUGCUCGUCAAUGUUUUGACUUUUAAUAUUCUGUCUACUGAUUCAGUUCAUCCAUUUCAAUUCUAAAUAAUUACAUUAUUCUCCAACGGUAACAAAUUUAUCAAUUGAAUGGAUUAAAUAAAUCAGAUAACUACUUGCGUCAAGUGAUACAUAAAACUCUUAAAGUAAAAUACCUACAUACAAGAAAAUAAAACCAGUUUCAUGAGUCGUUUAACGCCAAUCGUACAAAAUAUGAUUAAUAUGAGCGCACAGCAGAGUCCGGCAAAUAUGCAGGCUGCCGUGGACAGGGAAAAGAUAUAUUCCUGGAUUCUAGAGCUAUGCAAUCCCGACACUCGUGAAAAUGCGCUAUUAGAACUGAGUAAAAAACGAGAAGUGGUUCCUGACUUGGCGCCAAUGCUGUGGCAUAGCUUCGGUACAAUCGCUGCUCUCCUACAGGAAAUAACCAACAUAUACGUGGCAAUGAUUCCUCCGACUUUGACUGCUCAUCAGAGCAACCGUGUCUGUAAUGCUUUGGCUUUGAUGCAAUGUGUUGCAUCUCAUCCAGAAACAAGAUCUGCGUUUCUUCAAGCCCAUGUUCCCUUGUUCCUUUACCCAUUCCUCCACACUGUUUCUAAAACUAGACCUUUUGAAUACCUACGUCUUACCAGUCUUGGAGUAAUAGGUGCAUUAGUGAAAACGGAUGAGCAAGAAGUUAUAACAUUUCUAUUGACUACCGAAAUUAUACCACUGUGUCUGCGCAUUAUGGAAAAUGGAUCUGAACUCUCUAAAACUGUAGCUACGUUUAUCCUACAGAAAAUUUUGCUUGACGACAGUGGACUUUGUUAUAUUUGCCAAACCUAUGACAGAUUUUCUCAUGUUGCCAUGAUUUUGGGGAAAAUGGUACUUUCACUAGCUAAAGAUCCAUCAGCUCGGUUGUUAAAGCAUGUAGUAAGAUGUUACCUUCGUUUAUCUGACAACCCAAGAGCAAGAGAAGCUUUAAGACAAUGCUUGCCAGACCAACUCCGUGAUGCAACUUUUACAGCAUGCCUUCAAGAAGACAAUUCUACAAAGCAUUGGUUGGCUCAACUCAUUAAGAACUUGGAAGCACAGCCUCCUCCGGCCAGUCCAGCUCAGCAGAACAUGUGA